Diuraphis noxia (Russian wheat aphid) is the source of this 1038-nucleotide messenger RNA. RefSeq lists its product as uncharacterized. Lineage: Eukaryota; Metazoa; Arthropoda; Insecta; Hemiptera; Aphididae. The record is from RefSeq and is a predicted model, not a curated record.
UACAAUAUUCUCAUUAGUCAGACUUGCAAGUUGCGAUUUGUUUUUGUUAUGGACGCUGUAUAAAAUAUCCUUACAUCGAUUCUGGUCGAAACAUUUGUUAUUUCUAUGCAUUAUAAUAUCAGGUUUGUUCUCAAUUAUAAAUAUUGUUAAGAAGUAAUCACCCAACAAGUGUCAUGGAGGCUACAGUAGAACUUGAACCAUUCAUGAAGACUGGUUUUAAAAUUGCUCGUCGCACCAAGGACUCAAGUUCCAUCAAAAUAUUACUGAAACAUUUUGAAGACUCUAUACAAGAGUUGUACGGUAGUAAUCGGCGGCCGUCAAACGCUGCCAAAAAAUUACCUGUUCCGACUACUCUGCUAUCAAAAGAUCUGGGUAUUGAACAAAUAGAUUUAGAUGACGAUUCUAGCAGUUCGAGUUCCUCAUCCAGUCCAAUAGCAACUACAUCUAAAUCCAUCAUAGAAGUUCGCUCUUCCCCACCACCCACAAUAACAUUGGAACAGGCCAAAUCUGAUCCUGUCAUAAAUAUUGAUUCAGAUUCUGAUUCAGGAUCAGAUAAAGUAGAAGCAUAUUCCUGUUGUACUUGCAAAGAGAGUUACGUUGUAAUGGGAAACAGUCUAGUAGAAUGUUUGGAAUGUCAUUCUAUGUAUCAUCAGAACUGCCAUAAUCCACCAAUAAUAGACAUAAACCUGGAUGACCCCCGAAUCGUCUGGUAUUGUAUCAAUUGUAGGCAGAAAGACUAUCAGAAAACCGAUUCACGUUCAUCGGGAAAGGAAAGCAAAAAAAACUCUUCUAAAAAUGCUUCUAAGGCAGAAGGAUCUAAGUCCAGCAGUAAAAAUGCACAAGCCAAAUCGAGUUCUAGUAAAUCUAAAUCUGCUUCUGCCAACAGCAGUCCUAAACAUUACCCACCCACUUCUAGCACUAUGAUGUCUGUUAUGGAGAAGAGAGUUCAAAUGAUGAAAAAGAAAGCUGCUAAAAAAUCUGAGAAAAAGAAAUAAAAACAUAAUAAUCAAUAUUAUAUUUAAAAAAAAAGAAACAAUA